Molecule: messenger RNA, 1071 nt
Organism: Macrobrachium nipponense
Lineage: Eukaryota; Metazoa; Arthropoda; Malacostraca; Decapoda; Palaemonidae
Product: basic proline-rich protein-like
Exons: 2
Coding region: 1-1071 (356 amino acids)
Source: RefSeq, a predicted model, not a curated record
AUGUAUAUUAUAUCUGGCGGAUCUAAAUAUCACACGCCCAUUCCUGGAGCCAUCCUGGGACCCAUUGCGGACCUCGGCUGCCCAUCCCGGGACCCGAGGCGGGUCUCACCCACCCAUCCCAGGACUCUUGGCGGACCUUGCCCGCCUGUCCCGGGACCCGUGGCGAGUCUCACCUGCCCAUCACAGGACCCGUGGCGGGCUUCACCCGCUCGUCCCGGGACCCCUAGCGGGGCUUGCUCACCUGUCCAUGGACCCCCAUGGUGGUCCUCACCCACCCGUCACGGGACCAGUGGUGGGCCUUACCCGCCUGUCUUGGGACUAGUAGCGGACCUUGCACGGCCAUCCCUGUGCCCGUCGCGGGACACAUGCUGGGCCUCGCCCACCCAUCCUGGAACACGUGGCGGGCCUCACCCACCUGUCCCAGGGCCUGUGGUGGACCUCGCCCGCUCGUCCUGGGACACGUGGUGGGCCCUGCUUGCCCGUCCCGGAAUGCAUGGCAGACCUCGCCACCCAUCCUGGGACCCAUGGCGGGCCCUGCCCACCCGUCCCAGGACACGUGGUGGACCUCACCCGCCCGUCCGGGGACCCGUGAUAAGCCCCUCCCUAGACACGUUGCGGAUCCCACCCGCCCAUCCUGGGACCCGUGGCAGGCCCUACCUACCCCUCCUGGGACACGUGGUGGACCUCGCCCGCCUGUUCCGGGACACGUGGUGGACCUCGCCCGCCUGUCCCAGGACCCGUGUCAGGCCCCGCCCACCCAUCCCGGGACACGUGGCAGACCUCGCCCUCCCGUCCCGGGACCCGCGCCGCGCCCUGCCCGCCCAUCCCGGGACACGUGGCAGACCUCGCCCGCCUGUCCCAGGACGCGUGGCGUGCCUCGCCCGCCUGUCCCAGGACGCGUGGCGUGCCUCGCCCACCUGUCGCAUAACAAUUUCUCCUUCGCUCAUCAGAGCUGUCGAACCUUAUCUUCUGGCCGGUCGUUCCGUUUGCCCUGGACACCGGCCUUCCUCUCCAGCGACUCCAGGCGACGAUUACGUUCCUUUAGAAGGCAUGUCAGCUCGUUUCUCUUGA